AUGUUGUCUGCAAUCAAGAAAGAUUCCUUGGACACAGCCAGUUAUAAUACACCUGCCCGGAGGCGAGCGGCUUUGAAGAGACCACGAUCCAAGUCGACAAAGUCAAGCGCUCCUUUGCAUGGUGUCUGUACAACAUUCAAACAGCGCUUCAACUUCGGUGUUCCCGUUACUUUACCACCGCCAAAGUCAGCGAUUCCUAAACCCCCCAUAAAGAGUGAAGCUCCUGUCUGUCUUUAUGUCUGCCCAUUGUGUGGUGAUAACGCACUCGAAAGCCUUCGCUCUCGCGAUGAGCAUCUGCAAUCCUCGCACAACGGCGAGCUCGUGUUUCCUUGUCAAAUUUGUGGUUUGGCCUUCCCACUUUAUAUUGCGCUACGACGGCACGCAGCGUUGAAACACAAUGCGGACUACGAUUUGGUUCGUUAUGGCCCACCUGAACUUCUCGAUUCCGAAUCAAUUGAAUGUCCUGAAUGCAGACUCGUCGGAUUCACAGACCAAGCAGUGCUGAAGCUUCACCUCGUCGGAGUGCACCAUAUGGACAAGGAAAAAGCUAGCUCUCGUGUUCAACCCGGUGGCCACAAGCCACACAACAGCACUCCUGGUAAGGAGCAUUUUUGUUGA
Dicrocoelium dendriticum is the source of this 618-nucleotide messenger RNA. NCBI's taxonomy places the organism in Eukaryota, Metazoa, Platyhelminthes, Trematoda, Plagiorchiida, Dicrocoeliidae. The record is from the annotation of a GenBank genome assembly.